AAAUUGAAUAAUUACAGUUGCCAUAUAUACCUUCCGUGCACCACGUGACUUCCUUUCCGGUCUAACCUGACAACAUGGACGCCGCCCGCGUGCAGCCGAUCAAGCUCGCUAGAGUCACCAGGGUGCUCGGAAGAACUGGCUCCCAGGGACAAUGUACACAGGUCCGUGUUGAGUUCAUGGACGACAGCAACCGCUCCAUCAUCAGGAACGUGAAGGGCCCAGUCAGAGAAGGAGAUGUGCUGACACUUCUAGAGUCUGAAAGAGAAGCCAGGAGGCUGCGAUAGUGCCCGCUGAAGUUGUGAGGUGCGAGUUCAACGCCGUGGAGCAGGAAACACCAUCGGUUUCACUUGUAAUGGCCAGCAUCUUCACUUGCUCAGAUGAUUUGAAAUAAAUCUGGUUAUUGAAAUGA
Messenger RNA from Siniperca chuatsi (mandarin fish), 409 nucleotides. RefSeq names its product ribosomal protein S28 (gene rps28). The transcript has 4 exons. Bases 75 to 284 code for a protein of 69 amino acids. Gene Ontology annotation, cellular component: ribosome; cytosolic small ribosomal subunit. The record is from RefSeq and is a predicted model, not a curated record. Gene Ontology annotation, biological process: ribosomal small subunit assembly; maturation of SSU-rRNA; translation. NCBI's taxonomy places the organism in Eukaryota, Metazoa, Chordata, Actinopteri, Centrarchiformes, Sinipercidae. Gene Ontology annotation, molecular function: structural constituent of ribosome.